Molecule: messenger RNA, 504 nt
Organism: Staurois parvus
Lineage: Eukaryota; Metazoa; Chordata; Amphibia; Anura; Ranidae
Source: the annotation of a GenBank genome assembly
CUGAGGCCGAGCCAAGACCCGGGGCCGGAGUUCAUCACCAAGUUUAAGGUUCAGUAUGCAGACUGCUACCCCCUGCACAACGUCUCGGUGACCCUCCACACCCCGGCAAUGGGCUACGGCAACGCCUACUUCAUGUCCGUCUCCAGGAUCAUCUCCGACAACGUGACCUGCGUGUUAUCCAACACCACCCGGCCGGGGACCGCGCUGCUGCCCAUACACCCCGAGGACCUGCUUCGUACCCCCAUUGUGAACUGCAGUAACAGCCUCUGUGAGGUCAUCACCUGCCAGAUCCCUCCCCUCCCCCGCAACGCCGAGGUGUCCCUGUCCAUCCUACGCAUCAUCCACAACCGCUUCUUCACCAACGCGAAGUUUCGCUCGGUGAAGGUGAUCAGCGAGUUCAUCCUGAAUACCAAGGAGGACGGGGCUCUGUUCACUGACAACGCCCGGCACAGGACGCAGAGUGUGCUGGAGUUGCUGCACCCCGUCCUCCUGCCGCUGUCGCUG